This is a messenger RNA of Ectocarpus sp. CCAP 1310/34, 3754 nucleotides long. The record is from the annotation of a GenBank genome assembly. Lineage: Eukaryota; Phaeophyceae; Ectocarpales; Ectocarpaceae.
ACACAGCACUGGCAAACAAAGCAGAGGGGCGCAACGAGGACGAAGCAAGACGUUUCUUGCAUGGUCACAAUCUUGUAGUGAGUUGCUAACCAUCACAACGAGAAGCAGGACGAGAACCGUGAGAGCAGCAAACAUUCAAUACCCAAACAGCCAGUUUCCAGCUUGCAGCAGGCCCCCUGCGAACAACAGCACAAUAGCAAGCCACUGUUCUUUGCUGCUGUGGUAGAACCCCCGACGAGGGUCAUGGCUUCUUCCGCUCCCACGGUAGCCCGAUCCAUUGCUGAGGUGACUCGGGAGGCGAUCCGGGUGGAGAAGCUGCGAGGAAGGGUGCAGACGGUAUUUCCGAUACACGCAUGCAUGACGCCGACGGCGAGCAACAGCGAGACGCAGGACUACGGGACUGUGGGCAGCGACGGUCCGAUUGAGGGGGCUACGAAAGUAUUCCAAGUAACCCUCCGAGACCUCAGCCUACCGGGCAACAGUGGUGCCAACGGUAAUCUCCACCACCGCAUCGAUGCCUACUUCUACGACAAGUGGGCGGACGACCACCACUCCGGCAUUGGCCCUGGCGAUGACAUAGAGGUCUCCGGCCCAGCCGCCAGACUCGUUCACCCGGACCCUUCCGCGUCCGAUAACGGGGACCACCCAUUUUGCCUAGUGUUUCACACCGGAAGCGACGACUCCUUGCUGGCGCUGGGCGCGAUGGCGGCGGACCACCUUGCCGGCGUCGCGGGGGGCGGUGGAGGAAGAAACGACGAAGCGGACGACGUCGUUUCUUGCAAGGUCGUUCGAAAGGCGGUGCAACCGGGGGCGCGGUCUAGGGGUGGGGCCGCGCCGAUGGGGAGGAGAGGAGGCGGGGGAAGAGCCAAAGCGUCGUACGCAUACACUGCUCUGGAUAGCAUCCGCGUGCAGGAAGAGAAGACGAACGUGUACGGCGUGGUUUGCUCCUUCACCCACCGUCACCAAUCCAGGGGAAGGGACCUGACGAACUCGGUGAGCCUGCUGGACGAGUCUUGCCCUCAGUCCGACGGCGCUGUGCCGUGCAACUUCUUCAGCUCGACUCUCAAGGGGCUGCCCGCGCCGCUAAUGGUCGGCGACAUCGUCAGGCUCCACCGCGCCAAGGUUCAAGAGUACCGCGGGCGGCCUCAGCUCCUGGCCGCUGGAGGCGCCGCGUGGCUCGUCAUCCGCAAGAAGAAGGCCAUGCGAGAGACCUAUCAGAAGUGCCCUAUCGGCGGCAUCUCUUCUGCUAGCGGCGACGGCGACGGUGGUGUCGAUGACGAGGACCCUGACCCGGAUGAUGACUCGCCGCCUUCGGGGCCGGAUGCCGGGGGAGGGGAGGUAGAUGCGAUAUUGCCUGCCACGGACUGGGAGGUGCAAUCAUCCUCGGCGAACUACACGUUGUCGCAGGUGGAUCAAGACAGGUGUAUCGCGCUGAGCGAUUGGCUGGCGAGGAAGUCGCCGCAACUGUGGCUGAAAUCGUCGUCGGAGGUGAAAGUCUGGGUGCAAGACAUAUUCCGACGACCACAGUCCGGAGAUGUGAUCUCGAAGCUCGAGGUGGACCUGGUGUGCUGCUUGACUUCUAAGCAUGAGAAGGCCGAAGGCGGGGCGGGCUCCCUGUCGGAGGUCUACGUUGCCGAUGGGACGGGAUUUGCCUCCUCGAUGCCUGGGAAAGAAUGGGACGACCGGCGUGACGCCGCCCUGCUCAAGGGAGUGCGUGCGGCGUUGGGAAAGCCUGGCUGGUCUCCGGGAAACCCGCGGCCUCCUCCAAUCCCGGCGCACCUCAAGGUUGAGGUUACCGAAAACAAAAGAGAGUGGGAAGCGUUGGCACUGUCGCCCGGCAUGUGGAUCCGUCUGCGCCGGCUGACCAUCGUGAAGAACAGAGCUACAGGAAACAUGUCGGCCAAAAUGAUUGACAAGGGGUCGAGCGUCAAUCCUCUGCAUCCCAGCAUGGUCGAGGUUCAGCACAUCGCCAUGUCUUACGCAACGCACUGCGCAAGCGCUAGCAGCAGCAGCAGCACCAGCGGUAGUGGAGGCCGCAGGGGCAACGGUGGUGAGACCAAUACGGGUGGCAGCACUGGCAGCGGCGCCAGGAAAGCGCCAUCCCCCGUGCGUCCCCCGUCGCGCUCAGCACCGGCACCAGCGACAGCGACGGCCGGGGUAUGCUCACGGCAAAUGCCUUCCCCGCGCGGCAACGGUGCUUCCAGUGGCAACGCUGGGAGUAUGGCAGCCCCAAUACCUGCCAGCCGGGGAGAGGGGCUCUCGACGAACGGUGACCCCGGUGUUUCCGCCUCCAGUGCUGCCGCCUCUGGCCCUUCCUCUGGUUGCGACAACAGGGGACGGGCGACAUCUUCCUCCCGGGUAACCGGUUGUGAGAGGCGUUCUCUUCCAUCGUCCCCCACCGCCGCUGCCGCGGCGGGGGCGGCGCCGCGGAAGGUCCCAACUUCUUCUGCCCAACAACUAGCGCCACUGCUGAGGCGGCAACAACAAGGGCCACCGUUGAGACCGGCGGGGGUUAGAGGGAGGUGUCACUUCUUUGAUCGCGGUGAUGCAAGCAAAGAUGUCCUCGGGACUAGCAAUGCUCGUACGGGGGUUGGCGGCGAGGGAGCUGAAGUAGGGGGGCAUGUAUCGGUGCGAGGAACGAAGCGGGCCCUGCCGGUGUCAGAAGACAGGACCGAGACUAGGGCGGGGGCUGAACGGAGGCCGGAGGCGCCCGAAGGCAGACGGAUGUCUAACCUGGAGGUUGUCAGAUCCACCGUGGCCCCGAAUGUGUUCGAUACUCGAGCCAGAAUUGUCUCCCACUGGCCUCCAAAGGUGGAAGAUUUCGUGCGGCGUGGUCCAGAGUCGGACAACGACAGACUACACUUCCUCUUCACGCUGAGACUCGAAGACGAUUACGGGGUCGUCGAUGCCAUCGCAUCGGGCCCCGACGCAUCGCUCCUGCUGCCAGGGUCCCCGUCCCCAACAGAGUUCUAUACUAGCCUCGAGGUCCAGUCGAGGGUGGAGCGGGUCCUGACACGUCUUGAGUCUACCAGCGCGGGCAAAGCUGGAGGGGGGCUGAUUGAGCUGCGCCUGCGCUCUUACCUGGCGCCCCUGGUGGAGAUCAGGCACAGGGGAGACAAGUGCAAGCGCUACAGCAUCAUCGCCCCGUCUUGUUUGGAAGACUAAGGUUGAAAGGGGGUGUUCGCUGUCACAGGGCGAAACGCCAUCGGGUGGUUUUGUGCCUUGCCCUUACGAUUGAAGGUGCUGUACUUUCGCCUUUUGGUGCGGUAUAUGGGCUUUUCGUGACGAAAGCAGCACGUAAAAAAAUUCCAGGUCCGUUGCUAUAGUUUUUCUUGUGGCGUUGAAGCCGGCGAACCUGAUGCCUACGAUACCAACGGAGACCCUCAAUAUUUCUGUUGGUGGGAUAAGUACUGACUUUAGAAUAUCUUGUCGGGUUACAUGGUGGGUCGGAAGGGUGUCGGUUGUUUCUUUUUGUAGUUCAUGGUUCCCAAACGAAUUGACGUUAUCGCAUGUCAGGCCUGGAUAUGUAUAAGGACAGGAAGCAGUGGUGGCCUUCCACAUUCGAGUCUGUUCACCACAUAGAUGUAUAUCAUGCGCAUGUGAAGGUUGCCUUGGCUUCUUCAAUUUAUUCUUGUAGCGGCUUUAAUACGUUCUACUUCAAGGUGAAGAUUGCUCACGUGUAGGCACUUGGCUGAGUUGCUUGGGCCGUUGUGCAGGGUGUGUUGUUAACUGGCGCGCUUCCCGUGACACCAAG